Messenger RNA from Alosa alosa (allis shad), 7802 nucleotides. RefSeq names its product myosin XVIIIAa (gene myo18aa). Gene Ontology annotation, molecular function: ATP binding; cytoskeletal motor activity; protein binding. Gene Ontology annotation, cellular component: myosin complex. Lineage: Eukaryota; Metazoa; Chordata; Actinopteri; Clupeiformes; Clupeidae. The record is from RefSeq and is a predicted model, not a curated record.
GGCAGGGCAAGUAGCCCAGUACAAAAAGUGCUACAGCGCACUGGCGCUCUCUCUCCCUAUGCAGUGAAUUUGCAAGGAGUUCUGAACACCUCCACCCCAUCACAUAGGUCUCUGAUUUGUGGGAAAUACACAGCAGUCAUGAAAUGGCACGGGAUGAGGAGAAGGCUACAGGGCAUAGAAUAACACCAUAUGGGAAGUAGGCUAGCACCUGACACUCGGCCCCUGUAUGGGAUAGCUUUUCUGGAGCAGACGCACAGACGAUCACGGCGAGAGUGCUGCUUGUAGCCAAAACAUGUUCCAUCUGAUCAAGAAAGACAAGGAGAAGUCCGCUGAGAAGGAUGGAGGGAAGAAGGACAAGAAAGAAAAGAAGGACAAGAAGGAGAGGAUGUCAGCGGCCGAGCUGAAGAGCCUGGAGGAGAUGGGCAUGAGGCGGGGGUUCUUCCACCUGCAUCGCGGGAGCUCCAAGCGCGACUCCAAGGGCAAGCUGGAGAUCUCCAGCCCCAUCCCCAUCAAGGUGGUCGGCAACACGGAGCUGAGUCUGAGCGGGGUGGACUACGAGCGGGCCCAGAGCCAGAGCUCGGGCCAGAUGAGUGCCAGCAGCUCCAGGGACGACCUGAAGAAGGACGCCACGCAGGACGCGUCCAGUCGGGCCUCCUCGAUACGGGAUCGGGCGGCCAAGUUCGGGCCCUUGGCUAAGCAGAACUCCCAGGUGGGCCAGAUCAUGAAGCGGUUCUCCUUCUCCCAGAGGAGCAAAGAGGAGAGUCCGCCAGAGUCCACUGCUCAGUCGGGUCAGAACUCGGCCGCCGUGUCCCCCCAAGUGGAGGAUGGAGGAUACGAGCCUCACCCUCGAUCCAAGACACCUCGUCAGCCCGUCCGCAUUCCCGAUCUGGUCGAGAAGACGUUUGCCGCGGACCUGCGGCUGCCGGCGGUGGUGGUCCCUGAGGUUCCGGAACCCCGGGAACUGGAACUUCAGCGCCGCAAGACGGGCGACUUCGGCUUCUCACUCCGCCGCACCACCAUGCUGGACCACCGGCCGGAUGGCUCCAUCUACCGGCGCGUGGUCCACUUCGCCGAGCCCGGCUCGGGCAGCAAGGACCUGGCGCUGGGGCUGGUGCCGGGGGACCGGCUGGUGGAGAUCAACGGCCAGAACGUGGAGAACAAGAACCGCGACGAGAUCGUGGAGAUGAUCCGGCAAUCGGGCGACGUAGUGCGUCUCAAGGUGCAGGCCAUGAUGGAGCUGAGAGAGCUGAGCAGCUGCUGGCUUAGGAACAUCGAGGGAGGGAGCAGGGACGCAUGCGAGGUGAAGACGGAGGCGCAGAUCGCUGCGGAGAAGGCGUGGUACGGCACGGAGAAAGUAUGGCUCGUCCACAAGGAUGGCUUCUCCCUCGCCACCCUGCUGAAGACGGAGGCUGGCAGUCUGCCAGAGGGGAAAGUGAAGAUCCGGCUGGAGCAUGACGGCUCCCUGCUGGAUGUGGACGAGGAUGACGUGGAGAAGGCCAACCCUCCAUCGCUCGACCGUGUGGAGGACCUGUCCUCGUUGCCCUACUUGAACGAGUCGAGUGUCAUGCAGCUCGGCAGCUAUGGCGGGGCCUCUAAAUACCUGCGUCGCGGACACCUCCUGGUCAUCAACCCGGUCACCGCACCCGCCAUGUACUCCGAAAAGGUGAUGCAUAUGUUUAAGGGCUGUCGUCUGAACCUGGCGCCACACAUCCAAUUAAAGCGCCCCGGCUUACAUAACCUGUUGACCUCGCGCCAGGACCAGUCCAUCGUGCUACUGGGCAAGACAGGCAGCGGCAAGACCACCAACUGCCAACACCUGGUGCAGUACCUGGUGUCCAUGGCGGGCAGCUCGGGGAAAGCCUACUCCGCGGAGAAGUGGCAGGCGGUCUACACCAUCCUGGAGGCCUUUGGGAACGGCUCCACAGCCAUGAACAGCAACGCUAGUCACUUCUCCCACAUCGUCUUCCUAGACUUUGACCAGGCCGGGCAGGUGGCCUCGGCCUCCAUUCAGACGAUGCUAUUGGAGAAGCUGCGUAUUGCCAGGCGACCAGAGGGCACGGCGGAGGGCACCUUUAAUGUGUUCUACUACAUGAUGGCUGGGGUAGAUGGAUCUCUCAAGACGGAACUUCACUUUAACCACUUUGCAGAAAGCAGUGCCUUUGGAAUCAUGCCCCAAGCAAAGAGCGAUGACAAGCAGAAGUCAGUGCAGCAGUUCACUAAGCUGCAGGCUGCCAUGAAGGUACUGGGCAUCUCUGCCGACGAGCAGAAGGCCUUCUGGCUCAUCCUGGGGGCCAUCUAUCACCUGGGAGCCGCUGGCGCCACCAAAGAGACAGAGGAAGCCGGCCGUAAGCAGUUUGCCCGGCACGAGUGGGCCCAGAAGGCGGCCUACCUGCUGGGGGUGAGUCUGGAAGAGCUUUCCUCCUCCAUCUUCAAGCACCAGGCCAAAGGCUCCAACCCACGCCUCUCCGCCAUCCGCCAGGCCUCCGAGGACGCCGCUGACCCCUCAGGGCUGAAGGCCACAGCGAUGGAGUGUUUAGAGGCCAUGGCGUCGGCUCUGUACGCUGAACUCUUCACAGUCCUCAUCUCGCUCAUCAACAGAGCGCUGAAGUCCAGUCAGAACUCGCUGUGCUCGAUUCUGAUCGUGGACGUGCCUGGCUUCCAGAACCCUCGUCAGGCCAAGUGGGAGCGAGGCGCCACCUUUGAGGAGCUGUGCCACAACUACGCCCAGGAGCGGCUGCAGAUACUGUUCCACGAGCGCACCUUCGUCAAGGAGCUGGAGAGAUACAAGGAGGAGAACAUUGAGAUUACGUUGGACGACAUGGAGCCCAGCGCGUCGCUCUCUGUAGCAGCUGUGGACCAAGCGUCGAGCCAAGCCCUGGUGCGUACGCUGUCCAGGACGGAUGAGGCUCGUGGUCUGCUCUGGCUGAUGGAGGAGGAGGCCGUGCAGCCUGGGGGCACUGAGGACUCGCUACUGGACAGACUCUUCAGCUACUACGGGCCCGCCGAGGGACAGACUAAAGGCCACACGGUGCUCCUGAAGAGCGAGCGCGCGCAUCACUUCUUGUUGGGCCAUAGCCAUGGCACUGAUUGGGUGGAGUACGAUGCCCGCGGCUGGCUGGGCCACGCCAAGCACAACCCUGCCAGCCAGAACGCAGCCGGACUCCUUCAGAACUCUCAGAAGAAGAACAUCAGUGGUCUUUUCAUCGGGCGCUCAGCGGGCACCACGGUGCUGGCGGGGUCCAUCGCGGGGCUGGAGGGCGGCUCCCAGCUGGCUCUGCGCCGGGCCACCAGCAUGAGGAAGUCCUUCACCACCGGCGUGGCCGCUGUCAAGAAGAAGUCCCUCUGCAUCCAGAUCAAACUGCAAGUGGACGCCUUGCUGGACACGGUGAAGAGGUCGCGGGUGCACUUCGUGCACUGCCUGCUGCCCAAAGUGGACGCCCUCCAGGGAGCGGAGACACCCGACUCGGGCCUCAUGCAGCUGGACGUGAGCCUCCUCAGGGCCCAGCUCCGAGGCUCCAAGCUGCUGGACGCCAUGAGGAUCUACCGCCAAGGCUUCCCUGAUCAUAUGGUGUUUGCGGAGUUCCGUCGCAAGUUUGAUGUGUUGGCGCCUCACCUGGGGAAGAAGCUGGGCCGCAACUACAUCGUCAAGGAUGAGAAAAGAGCUGCGGAGGAGCUGCUGGAGUCCCUGGACCUGGAGAAGAACAGCUAUCACAUGGGCUUAAGCAGGAUUUUCUUCCGGGCCGGAAUGCUGGCUAAGCUAGAGGAGCAGCGGGAUGAGCAGACCAGACGCAACAUCACCCUCUUCCAGGCGGCCUGCAGGGGAUACCUGGCCAGACAGGCCUUCAAGAAGAGGAAGAUCCAGGACCUGGCCAUCCGCUGCGUCCAGAAGAACAUUAAGAAGAGCCGUAAUGUGAAGGGCUGGCCUUGGUGGAAGCUCUUCACCACCGUGCGUCCACUCAUCGAGGUGCAGCUGACUGAGGAGCAGAUCAGAGGCAAAGACGACGAGAUCCAGCAGUUGAAGGGGAGGCUUGAGAAGGUGGAGAAGGAGAGAAACGAGCUCCGUCUCAACGGUGACCGACUGGAGAGCAGGAUCACUGAGCUGUCUGCAGAGCUGGCUGAUGAGAGGAACACUGGAGAGUCGGCAUCUCAGAUGCUCGAGACGGAGACAGCAGAGAGACUACGUCUGGAGAAGGAUAUGAAAGACAUGCAGUCGAAGUUUGAAGCCAUGAAGAAGCAGAUGGAGUCCAUGGAGAUGGAGGUGAUGGAGGCGCGACUUCUGCGGGCGUCCGAGCUCAACGGAGACCUUGACGACGAUGAUGACGACGCUGGAGGAGAGUGGAGGCUAAAGUACGAGAGAGCCAUCCGUGAGAGCGAUUUCACCAAAAAGCGCCUGCAGCAGGAGUUUGACGACAAGCUGGAGACGGAGAAAACAAGCAAGAGACAGCUGGAGAGGAGGCUGGCAGACCUACAGGCGGACCAGGACGAGUCGCAGCGCUCGCUGCAGCAGAUGAAGAAGAAGUGCCAGCGGCUGGGCGCCGAGCUGCAGGACACCAAGCUGCACCUGGAGGGACAGCAGAGCCGCAACCACGACCUGGAGAAGAAGCAGCGCAAGUUUGACCUGGAGCAGACCCAGACUCAUGAUGAGGUCCAGCGGGAGCGGACGAUUCGGGACAAACUGAGCCGAGAGAAGGACAUGCUGACCGGCGAGGUUUUCACACUCCGACAGCAGUUCCAGGAUAAGGACAUGGAGCUGUGUGCAGCCAACCUGAAGGUGGAGCAGCUGGAGGCCGAGCUGCAGGACCUGUCGUCCCAGGAGUCCAAGGACGAGGCCUCGCUGGCCAAGAUCAAGAAACAGCUGCGCGACCUUGAGGCCAAGGUUAAGGACCAGGAGGAGGAGCUGGAUGAACAGGCUGGCUCCAUCCAGAUGCUCGAGCAGGCUAAGCUGCGUUUGGAGAUGGAGAUGGAGAGACUGCGCCAGCAGCACUCUAAAGAGAUUGAGGGCAAGGAUGAGGAGGUGGAGGAGAUUCGGCAGUCCUGCAGUAAGAAGCUGAAGCAGAUGGAGGUCCAGCUGGAGGAGGAGUACGACGACAAGCAGAAGGUUCUGAGGGAACGCAGGGACCUGGAGGCCAAGCUGGUCAACGCCCAGGACCAGGUGAGCCACAGAGACGUGGAGACGGAGAAGCGUCUGAAGAAGGACCUGAAGCGCACCAAGGUGCUGCUGGCCGACGCCCAGAUCAUGCUGGACCACCUGAAGAACAACGCCCCCAGCAAGAGGGAGAUCUCCCAGCUCAAGAACCAGCUGGAGGAGUCGGAGUUCACAUGUGCAGCUGCGGUGAAGGCCCGGAAGUCCAUGGAGCUGGAGAUUGAGGACCUGCACAUCCAGAUGGAGGACAUCUCCAAGGCCAAGAUGUCGCUGGAUGAACAGUUGAGUCGUCUGCAGAAGGAGAAGAAUGACCUGCAGUCACGUCAGGAGGAGGACCAGGAGGAGAUGAAUGAGCUCAUGAAGAAGCACAAGGCUGCCGUCUCUCAGUCUGCGCGGGACCUGGCCCAGAUCAGUGACCUGCAGGCCCAGAUGGAGGAGCUCAUGAAGGAGAAGCAGGAGAUCCAGGAGAAGGUGCAGUCCCUGCAGAGCCAGCUGGAGUUUCGGGAGCAGUCGAUGGUGGAGAAGUCUCUGGUCAGCCGGCAGGAGGCCAAGAUCCGCGAGCUGGACACCAAGCUGGAGUACGAGCGCACACAGAUCAAGCGCCUGGAGGGCCUGGUGACACGUCUGAAGGAGAACCUGGAGAAGGUGGUGGAGGAACGUGACCACCGGGUGGCCGGGGAGAACCGGGAGAAGGAGCAGAACAAGCGCAUGCAGCGCCAGGUGCGCGACCUGAAGGAGGAGAUGGCCGAGCUGUCCAAGAAAGAGGGCGAGGCCAGCCGCAAGAAGCACGAACUGGAAAUGGACAUUGAGAGUCUGGAGGCAGCCAAUCAGAGCCUGCAGGCUGACCUCAAGUUGGCCUUCAAGAGGAUCGGAGACCUGCAGGCCGCCAUCGAGGACGACAUGGCGAGCGACGAUAACGAUGACCUCAUCAGCAGUUUACAAGACAUGGUGACAAAGUAUCAGAAAAGAAAGAACAAAACCGGAGAUGACUCAGACAUGGACUCGGAAGUGGAGGACCGCGUGGACGGGGUUAAGUCGUGGCUGUCCAAGAACAAAGGCUCCACGAAGACCCCGUCGGACGAGGGCAGUCUGAAAGGCUCCAGAUAUGCUGUUAAUGUGGACGCUAAGGAAGGGAAAGAGGGCCUUGAAGGUAAGGAGGGGACGGAGUCCAUGAAGGAGGCCAAAGAGCUGGACCGCUCGGCGACCGUCAUGAGCUCUCUGAGCUACAGGAAGCGCUCCAACCUGAAGGACUCCAUCGGGGGCACGGGCGACGAGAGCUCCCUCUUCAGCACCCUGAAGGAUCAGUCGGACACGAUUGACCGCUCCUCGCUGCGCAAGGCCAAGUCCAAGCCUGACAAGCCUGGCGACGACAUGGACGACCGAGGCUCGGUCAUCUCACAGGCGUACUCGGAGGCGACCAGCCGGGCGAGGAAGGGCCUGGACCGGCGCUGGACGUCACGAAGCAGCCCAGAGUUCGAUAAGGAGUCCAGCGCGUCGUCGCUGGGCCCGAGCCGCAUGUCGACGCGCCGCGGGAUGGACCAGGACGAUGACGACGACGACGACGUGAAGUCGAGCGUGAGCGGCUACAGCGUGCGGCGGAGCGGCUCCUGGAUGGACGAUAGCCCCACGCUGAGCCGCAGGGCCGGCACCGGCUCUCGCAGUCCUGGGAGCGUCAGCCUCGCCGACUCCCGCAUCUCUCUCGCACGCAGCAGCCGCCUGAGCGAGUUUGGCCUCCGCCUGGACGACGACGACGACCGCAUGAGCGUGGCGUACAGCGAGGGAGGAGUGUCCUCGGUCCGCUCGCUGGGCCGCAGCCUCUCCACGCCGGGCCGCUCCUCCGAAGACGCUGCCUCCACAGCGGCGGGCGACACCGGCGACGUCAAGUCCGUCAGCCACCGCAACUACCUGGACCCCGAUCUGGAGAAGGCCAUCAACGAGGUGCUGAGCUUCAAGCCAAUCAAAUUCAAGCGCCGGAGCCUGAAGGACUCUGACGGCGAGGAGGAGAACGAGGACGGAGCGGCGGACGCGGACGAGUGUCUAGGCCGCAGCAUGUCCAGCGUGCGUCGCUCGGCUUCGGGCUCGGCGCUGGACUACGGCCGGCCCUCCAGCACCAUGAGCUCGCGCAGCGGCUGCCACAAGGCCAAGAAGAAGAGCCGCGCGUCCGAGUCGGAGAGCUCCUCCGAGGAUGACCGUCACCACCGCCGCGGCGGCGGAGGCUCGCGGAGGAAGGGCAAGAAGUCGUCCAGGAAGAGCUCCAGGAAAAGCAAGUCGUCCUCAGAGUCGGAAUCGUCAGAGUCCAGCUCGUCCAGCGCCUGUUCCGCCGUCUCGUACCGAAGUUCCAGCAGUGUGAAGAAGGGACCUGGUCGCAGAGGCGACGAGUCGCAUGUGGACGGACCGGACGACGCUGCUCCCGAACGCCCACUGAGUAAGAAGGAGGAGAAGAAGAAGCAGAAGAAGAUGGACAACAUAGUGAUGAAGUACCUGUACAAGCCAGAUAGUGACUAAGGAAAUGCUAGAUCAGAGCCCCCCGCUGUAUCGCAGGCAUUUUUCUACCCCCCGUGCUGACGAUGACAUCACAGAGGAGGAACCCCCCAGUGCUGAGCCCUCUCAACAGACCCUCCUCCACGACGGUGACCACGACCCCGACAAGCCCUCAGAG